This is a messenger RNA of Brienomyrus brachyistius, 4888 nucleotides long. It is a transcript of the gene keap1a, whose product is annotated as kelch-like ECH-associated protein 1a. Lineage: Eukaryota; Metazoa; Chordata; Actinopteri; Osteoglossiformes; Mormyridae. The transcript is spliced from 7 exons. Gene Ontology annotation, molecular function: protein binding. The record is from RefSeq and is a predicted model, not a curated record. Bases 947 to 2746 code for a protein of 599 amino acids.
GAUGUCGAAAUCAUGCAGGGAGCGUCGGGUGAAAUGCCUGAAGCGGGAGACAGCGCAUACUGCCGGCGUAGAGGGAGCGCUGGGACGGAGCAGGCCACAGUAAUUACCGUCUAUAUAAGUGGAGACUUUGAGCUUAGUGCGUCAGGACGCUGGGAAUCGGACAUGAAUAUAACGGCACCCUGCUGUAUUAGCGCCGAUCUCGCCGCGCAGAAAGACUGCGUGGGAUCCCUGUCUGCGCGUUUUUCACGUUGACAGCUGCGUUGGCUUGAGCGCGUUUGACAAACGUACUUGCUGGGUUGAAAUCUUGGUGUUAGGAUCACGAUCUCAUUUCAGGUUGAUGGUCCUCCAUUCGGAUCUGCAGAUGUCUUGUCCUGUGGCUGGAGGUCAGUUUUCAUAACCUGUGAUCCUAACCCCAUGUGAGGAGGUACUACAGAGGACGCUGGGAAGAGACCUUGGUCUGCUGGAAAUCUUUUAAAAAAAGACUUUGUUGAUGUGACUAACUGCAGUGAAGUCGGGUUUCAUGAGUAUAAAUGUACUGUUUAACCCACCAGUUUUUUCACUGGUCUAGGGAAGAACCUUCAGGCGUUACUGCUCCAAGCACAGGGGAUCACUAGGCCUGGAGCCCCUACACCCAUGUGCUACCUUUUGUCCUUGUUCUAUGGUUCCUCCGUUUGCUCCGGCAGAUGUGUGAAAAAUGUGCACAGAGCUCUCAGGUGUGAACUGAGCUGGUCUGAAGCGGGGUGAGGUACACAACCUGCUCGGGCCUCAUCUCCAAAGAACACCCCCCCCCCCAAUCAAGUCCCGGCAAAGUGAUCAGGGUUUAAACAAGCGGCCUACUUUCAAGCCCGCCCUGACCUGCCGCAGAGCCGAACUGAUAUUUCUGUGUCGGCUUCCUACUCCUCCUUAUCUAACCACACUUGAGGGCUGUGGAGGCACAAAGGGGAGGAUGAUAUGUAUGAGGAAGAAGAAGCCCACCAAGGACGAGGACUUCUCGGCCAUCGCUGUCCCAUCCAUGAGGGGCGAAGGCUACUUGGACUACAGGGUGGACAGCCACCCCUCGCAGGCCCUGCAGAUCAUGGAGGAACUCCGACACCACGGCCUGCUGUGUGAUCUGGUCUUGCACGUCACCUACAAAGGCUCCUGCGUGGACUUCAAGGUCCACAAGGUGGUCCUGGCCUCAUGUAGCCCCUACUUCAAGGCCAUGUUCACCAAUGACUUCAGGGAGUCGCAUGCCUCCGAGGUGACGCUGCCGGACGUCUGCCCCCAGGUGGUGGGCCGGCUGAUCGACUUCGCCUACACGUCGCGCGUGACGGUGGGGAAGGCCUGCGUGCUGCACCUGCUGCUGGCCGCCAUGCGCUACCAGAUGGCGGACGUGGAGCGGGCCUGCUGCGACUUCCUGGCCAAGAACCUGGAGCCCGCCAACGUCAUCGGCAUCGGCCGCUUCUCGGAGGAGAUCGGCUGCAGCGAGCUCCACCUGCUCAGCCGGCAGUACAUCAACACGCAUUUUAACGAGGUGACCAAAGAGGAGGAGUUUUUCAGUCUGUCGCACUGUCAGCUGCUGGAUCUGAUCAGUCAGGACAGCCUGAAGGUGCUCUGUGAGUCUGAAGUCUACAAGGCCUGCAUCGAGUGGGUGCGCUGGGACGUGGAGGGCCGCGCUCAGUAUUUCCAUGCCCUCCUGGACGCCGUGCGCAUCUACGCGCUGCCGCCACGCUUCCUGAAACGCCAGCUGCAGUCGUGCCCCGUGCUUAGCAAGGCCGACUCCUGCCGUGACUUCCUGUCCCGGAUCUUCCAGGAGAUGGCGCUACGUAAGCCGCAGCCGCUGCCCCCGGUGCGCGGGCCCCAGCUGAUCUACGUGGUGGGCGGGUACCGGCAGCAGUCGCUGCCAUCCUUGGAGGCCCUGGACCUCCGCUCCGGCUCCUGGCUGCAGCUGGCCAGCAUGAGCGCGCCCAGUAGCGGCCUGGGGGCCUGCGCGCUCUUUGGCCUGCUCUACGCCGUCGGCGGCCGCAACCUGCCGCAGCAGGAAGGCGCCGAGUUGGGCUCGCUCAGCUGCUACAACCCCAUGACCAAUCAGUGGACGGAGCACAGCCCCAUGCAGACCCCCCGUAACCGCGUGGGUGUAGCGGUCGUCGACGGCAGCAUAUACGCCGUGGGGGGGGCCCACGGCUCCACGCACCACAACACUGUGGAGAAGUACGACCCCGAGACAAACCGCUGGACGUUUGUCGCCCCAAUGUCGGUGGCGCGACUCGGGGCAGGCGUGGCGGGAUGCGGCGACGUGCUGUACGUGGUCGGCGGCUUCGACGGCGAGAACCGCUGGAGGACGGCGGAGCGCUACUACCCAGAGACCAACUUCUGGCAGCCCGUGGCGGCCAUGGCGACCGAGCGCAGUGGUCUUGGGCUGGUGUGCCUAGAUGACCACCUGUUUGCAGUGGGGGGGUACAACGGCAGGAUGCAGCUGCAGUCAGUGGAGCGCUACAGCAUCGCACGGGAUGUGUGGCAACCCGUAGCUCCCAUGAUGCACUGCCGCAGCGCCCAUGGCAUCGCUGUGCACCAGGGCCGGAUCUAUGUGCUGGGUGGUUUCAACCAGGGAGGGUUCCUAUCCAGCGUUGAGUGCUACUGCCCAGAUCGCGAUGAGUGGACAUACGUGACGGACAUGUCCACGGGGCGCAGCGGAAUGGGCGUGGCCGUUACCAUGGAGCCCUGCCCCGGCAACCUACCAGAAGAGGAGGAAGUGGUGGAUGGGUGACCAAACAAAAAAACUCUCAUGCUGUCAGAUUAAGGACUGAACCUCCUGACCAGGGAAAUGACUGAGCCCCUAUGAAACCUCUUUGAUGAACAUCACACUGGUGCUAUGCCUUCAAGCUGCACUUGCUCAUUUCCUGCAGUCUAAAAGUUUAUUUUUGCAGAGUUUUUAAAAACAUAAUAUAUAACCUCAAGGUAGUAAGUUAUUUUUAUUUACAAAAUAUCACCAAGUCAAUAAUAGUUUGUUUUAUGUCCUCAAAACCAUUUGCAGUGAAAAUCCAACUGGUGUGCAGUGGAUACACCUGAACUUUGUGGGUGAUAAUUACUGCAGUUAUGGACACAGCAAGGUUACUAUGUUCAUUUGUAUAUUUACUCUGGCGGGGGGGGGGGAACUGAAGUAAAAAUUUCUCAAAUAAGUCAUGGAAAUUAAUUCAGACUCAAAUGCUGGAUACCUUUUGUAAAGACAGAGGGAAGUGAAAACAGUCUUGGAAAAGCUGCUUUUAGCUGCUUUUAGCUGCUUUUACCCGCAAAGCCUGAUGCUUUUUUAUUCCUCAAACCGACUUUUUUUUUUUUUUAUAUCACCUAUUUAUGAUUUUUCUAUUGCAGGAAUUCACGUUAAGUACUUUGCUCAAGGGAACAACAUCAGAACAACUCCUGGGGUCUUAACUAAACCGCAGGUCUACAGAAUGAGCCCCCCACCCCCCACCCCUGGAUUUUCAGUUCUUUGCCUUAGAAUUUGAAGUGAAAGUCAUUGUUGAAACACAACAACAAAAUGUGUCCUGCAUUUAACCCAUAUGUGACAUAGGAGUGGGCAGCUCUUGCGUAGGAGUUGGGGAACAGCACCCUGCUGGUCAGGGAUUUGGACCAACAACCUUUCGAUCACAAACGCUUAACCAUUAUGGCACCAUUCCACCUUACAGGGCGGACUAUGAUAUUGCGCACUGUGUAAGUACAAUCCAACAAGACAGCUGCUUGCUUUACACGCUGCAGAUCACGCACCCAUGAGCCCGUAACUAUGAGAAAUAACUCCAUUUUGUCAUGCAAUUGCUUAAAUUCUUUAUGAGACUAAAACAUUCAAUAGUGCGCUGAUUACAUUUACAACCAUGUUUUUUGCCAUGGUAUGUGAACACGAGGUGUGUAUUCAGAGCGGUGUGAUGGACUCAGUGUGUAUCAUGUUUUGCUUUGUACCUAUAGAGUUGGGGGUUUGAAUCCUGCCUCUCUUGAGCAGGGAGUUUUCAUUUUCUCCCUGUGCUUAGCAAAUUCCUCCAGUUUCCACCUGAAGGGUAAUUGGUGUCUCUAUAUUGCCUGUACAGUCUGGGUGUGUGAAUAUCUUUGCUUUAGGAAGGACUGGCAUCCUGUCCAGAGUGUACCCCCCCCAGUUCUAGCUUGGAUGGAUAGACAUUUAAUUAUUUUAGCUGCGUGUUUGUUUGCUACCACUAGAUGGUGCUCGAUUGCUAUAAUUUCUUUAGAAGCGAUCUUGCCGAAAUUCAUAAUGAUUAGGUUCAGCUAAUUGAGAUUAUUUCAUUCACCAUUGCAAUGCGUCUUGUUUCAACGGUGAUGGUUAUCAAAACACUGAUAUACUAUUUCAGCACCUUUACAAGGGAUUGUUUUUCAUGCCUGACGACAUCUGAUCCCCUGGUCUAAUUUUGAUAGUGUGCCAAGUUAGUCAUCGUUUUCCUCUGUAGUAACAUUUUUUCCCCCACUUGUACUAAGUUACUCUCAGUAGUUGAUAACUCUCAGCCUCCAUUUUUGAAAUAGGCUUUUGAAAUAGCUUGUGUGUCACUCUCAGGAUGUGGAAUAGCGCUUUGGUGAUGUUAGGCAGUCUGCCCGAGGCACAAGUUAAUCUACCCCCUGGUGAAUCUGGUGGAUCCUCCGGAGAAAUUUCUGGAUAUGGAGCGAUCGGUCACACCUUCCAUGUGACCCUAAGCAAGCAAGCUGAGAAGUCCACCGUCUGGUGCAGCAGAAGGGUGUUCUGUGAUAUUUCUACAAAUCAUUUUUCGGGGGAAUCACCGAAGAGUACAACAUGGAGACGUGCUCCUUAAUAAUCCACUAAUGUCACAGGGGUAUCUUUUCCUAAUUCUUGUACUUGCAAAUAUCCUUGAAAAGAUAUCUAAAUUCUCCUAAAUAAAUGUAUUCAGCUAUAGAA